Penicillium crustosum is the source of this 198-nucleotide messenger RNA. RefSeq lists its product as uncharacterized. The record is from RefSeq and is a predicted model, not a curated record. Lineage: Eukaryota; Fungi; Ascomycota; Eurotiomycetes; Eurotiales; Aspergillaceae. Bases 1 to 198 code for a protein of 65 amino acids. The transcript has 2 exons.
AUGACUGCAGUGAUAUGGUGGAAGCUCACGUGGCCGGAGCCCCAGGCUAUUCGCAUUUCCAUAUUCCCUUCAAUCCUCUCCUUUCGCGGACGUUUGCAACACACUAGCCAGCUGCAGCAUUUGGCUGCCAGCUCGCCUUACCAGGUGGUUGGAACCUUCUUGGAAAAGCAAGUGACGUUGAUAGUGGUUACCGCAUGA